AGUACUUCUACCUUGCAAGAGCCACCCACAUGAAAUUUUCUUCACUUGCCCCCAGUUAUUUAAUCUUGCUGUCGCUUUAUUAUUGCCACCUGCCUCUCUCCGAUCUCGGCCCCACCAUCCUCCUCCCGCGCUUACCAUGCCUCAACAGCACAAAGUGGUGGUGACACGACAGCUUAUCGAACCAGCACAGAAGCUCUUAGUAGCAGACCCAGAUUUAGAAAUCGUACAAUGGCCAUCGGAACAACCUUGCGACCGAUCUUGGCUUCUCGAGCACUCAAAAGGGGCUUCAGGAAUUCUACUUAUGCUAUCGGAUAAGUGCGACGAGGAGCUUCUAGAUGCUGCUGGCGACGGCUUAAGGGUGAUAGCAUCUUUUUCAGUCGGCACUGACCAUGUCGACCGAGAUGCGCUGAAGAAACGGAAUAUCCGGUUGGGUUACACACCUACCUGUUUGACCGAUGCUGUCGCGGAUCUGACGGUGAUGCUCAUUCUCAUGGCACAACGAAGAGGAGGCGAGGCAAUGGCGAAGGUACUCACAGGUCAAUGGCCGCAAAUGCCCUGGUCUCCUCUGCUAAUGACGGGUCCUCAAAUCCGUGGUUCAACUGUCGGGUUUCUUGGAUUUGGUCGGAUUGCACAAGCUACUCUCAAACGUCUUCUCCCUUUCGGUAUCGGCAAAGCCAUCUAUCUCACAUCUAAGCCCGGGCAGCCUGUCCAGGACGAUCACUACAGAGUAGUACGAGAUGGCUCAAUCCCAAUAUCGCCGGUACUGGACUGGAAGGAGUUGGCUAAAGAGAGCGACGUUGUGAUCGUUGGAUGUGCCUUGACCCCAAGCACAAAGCAUUUGGUGAACGCUGAAUUCUUCCACCAGAUGAAAAAGCUUGCAGUGAUUGUCAAUAUUGCUCGUGGUCCAGUCAUCGAUACGGAUGCCUUAGUUUCUGCCCUUGACGAAGGGCAAAUCUUCGGUGCCGGGUUAGACGUCGUCGAGAAUGAACCAAACAUUCAGGCAGACCACCCACUCCUCAAACAACCGCGGUGUGUUUUACUGCCACAUGUCGGGUCCGCAACAAUCGAGACGAGAGAGCAAAUGGCGACGGAAUCAGUCAAGAAUCUUCUGGCUGGUCUGAAGGAAGAUGCCAUGGUUAACGAGGUUGAGCUCUGA
Messenger RNA from Lindgomyces ingoldianus, 1156 nucleotides. RefSeq lists its product as uncharacterized. The coding region runs from base 137 to 1156 and encodes 339 amino acids. The transcript has 2 exons. Gene Ontology annotation, molecular function: glyoxylate reductase (NADPH) activity; NAD binding; hydroxypyruvate reductase [NAD(P)H] activity. Lineage: Eukaryota; Fungi; Ascomycota; Dothideomycetes; Pleosporales; Lindgomycetaceae. The record is from RefSeq and is a predicted model, not a curated record. Gene Ontology annotation, cellular component: cytosol.